Messenger RNA from Mycena citricolor, 3635 nucleotides. The record is from the annotation of a GenBank genome assembly. Lineage: Eukaryota; Fungi; Basidiomycota; Agaricomycetes; Agaricales; Mycenaceae.
CCACUGGAGCCGCUUGAAACUGUGGCUGGACGGGUGGCGGCCGGUUGUGCAUCGGGCCAUCGAAUCGCUGCCGCUUCGCCGGCGGCAUGUGCUGGGGCGGCGUAUGGUGAAGAUGCCGCUGUUGCUGUUGCUGUUGCUGUUGCUGCUGCUGCUGCUGCUGCUGUUGCUGCUGCUGCUGCUGGAGCAUCAUGUUUUGCAUCUGGCCCAUAUGCGGCGCGGGGUGCGGGAAGAACUGCUGGAGUUGCUGGGGCGUCUGCGGCGGCGGCUGUACGUAUGGGACGGGUACUUGAGGCACAUAAGGCUGGGCGUAGCCGGCGGUAGGCUGAUAUGGAUUGUAUCCUGGUUGCGGCGGGGGCGGUUGAGCUGGAACAUAAUGCUGCUGCUGCGGCGGUGGUUGCUGGCGCCAGUGAUUUCCCUGGUUCCCGUAACCGUAGUUGGCGUACAGAGCGCUCUGCUCAGCUGGAGGUCGCGCUGGCUGGGCAGCAGUCCAUUGCUGAUUGAAGGUACCGAUGGAUGGCGCGGGCGCUUGUUGCUGCUGAGACGCGUUCCAGUAUGAGUUGUAGUCCGGUUGACCUUGGACAGGCUGAGGCGGAGGCGGUCCUGGAGGCAGCGGUGGAGGGUACGCAGGUUGUUGAACGAACGAAUUUUUAUGCAUUGAUUUUGCCGCGGCUGUGCACAAACUUCCAGCAACCCAAGAUCCGAUUCCAGCACUGUGCUGAUAACGGGAUGUGCGAGGGCAGACCAAAAAGAGGCCAAGAAAUCUGCCUGUAGCCGGAGCGAAGGGUGGGCGAACGCGCUGGCAGGUCCCAAAGAAGGCAAGAUUUUGGAGUGAUUAUUUGAUGGAGGACUAGCCUCGCGUUAUCUCAAUGUAGGGUCUGCGCAUCUUGAACGUUCUCAUUCCAAUGUUUCCGGUCACAAACUGCUACUCAAUUUGCGAAUAGUCAUACAACCAGUAAUAUAUGAGAUCGUCUGUGAACCCCAUUUACAAAUCCCCUCUCGGCGCACCUUAGAAUCCGGAGACAUUCAGUCGAGACUCGAAGAGAUGAAUCGUUCGGCUUACCUGAUAGGUCGCCGGGGUGGCGCAUCGGCAACUCAACUGGAAAAUAUGUCUCUGUGCAACACAAACUUCUCGUGCGUGGGCCCUUGCGUUGCGGGCUUCGGGGUGAAUGAACCAGGGAGCGUGGGGGUCGGAGAUUUAGAAUCGUCGCCUUUAGCUUUGCCUUUGUCCUUCUCGUUGCUAUCGCCCUCCUUCCCCUUGUCCUUGUCCUUCUCCUGGUUCUUCUCUUUCUCCUCCUUCUCCUUGGCUGCUUUCCGUUUCUGUCGAUCUUCCCAGUUCGCUAUAGCCUUCCCGACAUCCUCUUGGCUGACUUCUGGCUUCGGUGUAGCAUCGGGGCUCUUCAACGGGCUCGCAAACCCGGGAUCCGAGAGAUGGACCUGCACAAAGAGACCUCAUCGUAAACACGGACCAGGUCAGGGUAACAUCUCGGACCGGACAGAUGUAGAAAAAAUCGACGGUGUUGAUCGUGGCAAGAACAGUUGGGGUCGGUUUGUAGCAGACGAAGCAAGGUGCAGAGCGCUGGUCUUACUCGUUUGUAGUAUGAGUUGGCGAACGUCGCCAUCUUGAGACAGAGAGACUUGAGAGUGAAAUAACACCGAGAUGUCCGGACCGUCCGUGCCGAGCGGUCUGCCCCGAAUCAACCCGGAUCACCCAAGGUUACCUCCAAGGGGAGGAGCGCGGGGUUACAUGAGUGCUUUGUAGAGGUCAAUGAGGUGCUCGCUGUGGUUGGUCGGGAAAUAACGGGUCGGCAGCUGCACUCGGAUCAAGGACAGUCCGAUCGUGGGCUGGGCGACCAGCGUUCAUCGGAUUAUCUCUCGAUCGGUGUUCCGGCCAGACGUGGAUCAUACAUAAAACUCAGCGACCAAAUGCGAUUUAGUUACUCUAUCAUCGACUCUCCCACUCAUCACUCCAACCCUCUCAAACCGAAAACAUGAGUACCAUUACCUGCAAAGCUGCUGUGUGCUGGGCCGCAGGCGAAGAACUCAAGAUCGAGGACGUCCAGGUCGCUCCUCCUCAAGCGCACGAAGUCAGAAUUAAGAUACUGUACACUGGCAUCUGCCACACUGACGAGUAUACGCGCUCUGGACGCGAUCCCGAGCUAAUUUACGCGAACAGGGUCUAUUCCCUGAGGAGGCAUUGCGAGUCUUUGACUGUCGUCUAUCUGAUGAAACUGACCUCGCUCUUUGCGCAGGUCGAGUCCGUGGGCGAGGGUGUGACCAACGUCGAAGUUGGGGAUCACGUCAUUCCUCUGUACACCGCAGAGUGCCGCGAAUGCAAAUUCUGCAAGAGUGGGAAAACGAACCUGUGCGGGAAAGUCCGUGCGACCCAGGGAAAGGGUCUCAUGCCCGACAACACCAGCCGUUUCUCGAUUAACGGGAAGCCGAUUCACCACUUCAUGGGGACGAGCACUUUCAGCCAGUACACCGUGGUGGCCGACGUGUCGGUCGUCGCUGUGGACAAGAAGGCACCUCUCGAGAAGGUUUGCCUUCUGGGAUGCGGCAUCACGACCGCAUGGGGUGCCGUUAUGAAGCAGCCUGGAAUUAAGGACUCGACGGUCGCUGUCUUUGGCUGCGGUGCUAUCGGUCUCGGUGUCAUUAACACGGCCGCCAUGGUCGGUGCCAGCCGUGUGAUCGCUAUCGACACCAACCCCCGCAAAGAGUCAUGGGCCAAGCGAUUCGGCGCCACAGACUUCGUCAACCCCAGCGAGCUCAAGGAGGGCGUUAAGAUCCAGGACCAUCUCAUCGAGAUGACUGACGGUGGUCUGGACUUCACCUUUGACUGCACCGGAAACGUCCAUGUGAUGAGAUCUGCUCUCGAGGCUUGCCACAAAGGAUGGGGUGUUUCGACUGUGAUCGGUGUUGCGGCUGCUGGCCAGGAAAUUUCGACGAGGCCAUUCCAACUUGUCACCGGCCGUACUUGGCGAGGAUCGGCUUUUGGUGGUGUGAAGGGUCGGACUGAGAUUCCGGGCCUGGUCGAGGAUUACCUCAAGGGCACAUUCAAGAUCGACGAAUAUGUCACCCACACCCGCACUCUUCCAGAGAUCACGGGCGGAUUCCACGACAUGCACCAGGGAGAAUGCAUCCGUUGUGUAGUCAACAUGCAGACCUAAGAUACUUUGUACAAAGAACCACGGUGCCAACCGAUAAACAUGUAGUAUUCUUCAUAUACAAAGCUAGACGGCGCGGUCGACCAUCGUCCUGGGAGGCUGCGAGCCUAUCACCGCUCGCCAGAGAACAAUCAAGGCAGCCCGCACUUCUCGUCGCCUAACGCCGCUCUUCCUCCACAGCGAACGGAAAAUCCACAGCACGCAAAACAAGAACGAGACGUCCAGAGUCAACCGCCGCACGAUAGCCAUCCCCGGCGUCCGGUUCUCGUCCCGGGCAAAGAACUGAGUCAAGGCACGCCCGACUUCCAGUCCACGCGACACGGGGCUGACCAGCAGGGACCACAUCCCCAGGUCGUCCAGAUCCAGCUCCGGGUCAUUGCGCCUCCCUCUCGGCGAGCCUUGGUCCGAGUGGCUUGCGCGUGGGCUUGCGCUGAGACGGGACUGGGACAGCCGUCCCGACGUCGAUUCAAG